Molecule: messenger RNA, 4347 nt
Organism: Malaya genurostris
Lineage: Eukaryota; Metazoa; Arthropoda; Insecta; Diptera; Culicidae
Exons: 3
Coding region: 1-4347 (1448 amino acids)
Source: RefSeq, a predicted model, not a curated record
AUGUCAAAAUCAACAUCAUCGAAAAAAGGACCGUCAUUGCGGGCCAUUACUACUCGAUUGAAAGGACUGCAAGCAUCAUUCGAUAAUAUACACGGCUUCGUUGAACGGUUCCACGAUGACGUCACACCAAGUGAAAUACAAGUUCGAUUGGAACGCCUCGAUACACUAUGGGAACAAAUAAACGACACGAUAAAUGAAAUACUGUCACACGAUGAAUUUUCAAUAGACCCCUCGGCGAUAAUGGAGGAACGGAGUGUAUAUGAAAAUCGAUUCUACGACGAUAAAUCCUACUUAAUGGAUAAGUAUAAAUUGCUAAACGAGGCACCAAUUCUUGAUCAAACCUCAAGAACAAAUGUCUCGUUUGCGCAUGGUUCUGCUCCGCAUGUACGGCUUCCACAAAUUACGCUUCCAAAGUUUAGCGGAAACAUGGAUGAGUGGAUAAGUUUCAGAGACUUAUAUACGUCUUUAAUUCACUGGCAGACGGAGUUGCCUGAUGUUGAAAAGUUACAUUAUUUACGUAGCCAGUUGCAAGGUGAAGCAAUGGCGGUAAUCGAAGCACUACCGAUUACUUCCGCAAACUAUCUAACAGCCUGGGAACUGCUUGUGAAGCGGUAUUCAAACUUCAAGAUUAUAAAACGGAAGCAAAUUCAGGCUAUUUUCGAUCUGCAGUUAUUAAGGAAAGAGUCUGCUUCUGAAUUGCAUUCAUUGUUGGAAGGCUUCGAAAGGAUCUUAAAAACAUUAGAUCAGCUGGUACAACCUUGUGACUAUAAGGACCUGCUGCUUUUACACAUCCUAAGUUCGAAAUUAGAUAGUAAUACUCGCAGGAGUUGGGAAGAAUAUAUUUCAGCGAAGGAAACAGAAUCUCUUAAAGAUCUCAUCGACUUUCUUACGCGUCGUGUUCGAGUGUUGGAGGCAUUACCGACUAGAGGAUUAGAACAACGGUCAGAACCUCCUCAGCCAAUUAAAAGACAGCGGCCCUUCCAACAGCAACAAGCUAGUUAUAGUGCGGUUCAUCAGAAUAGCUUUAAAUGUCCGGCUUGCCCAGAGUCUCACCCUUUGUACAAAUGUGCCGUAUUCGGGCAGUCGUCUGUUUCGGAAAGAGAAGGUUUAUUAAGGACCCAUUCCUUAUGCCGCAAUUGCUUUCACAAGGGACAUCAGGCUAAGGACUGCAAUUCGAGAGUUUCAUGCAAGAAUUGCAAGGCACGACAUCAUACCAUGGUUUGUUUUAAAACGCAGAACAGUAGCAGAAUAAGGCAUGAUGUUGAAUCUACGCAGAACAACACAUUGAUUGACUCAGUAGAAGUUCCCGAAAGGAAACCUAAUUCGGUUGGAGCAUCGGAGCAAAGGGUAGCUCAUACGGCAGCGGUCGAUAAUUCUGAACAUUCUUCGCAUUGCGUUUCGACACCCAAGGUAUUAUUGGCAACGGUGAUGGUAACGGUACAAGACGAAGCGGGAUACCAUACUACUGCAAGGGCAUUGUUAGAUUCGGGAUCUCAAUGCAAUUUCAUUUCUCGUCGGCUUUGUCAACAAUUCAAGCUACAACAAAACAAGGUACAAGUUCCUGUAGUUGGAAUUGGUCAAUCAGAAAUAUUGGCCAAAUACGAAGUACAGUUGACUGUUUCAUCCAGAACAAGGAACUUUUCGCGAUCACUGCCAUUACUAGUGCUCCCGAAAAUUACGGUGAAGCUUCCAAUUUCGGAUAUCGAUGUUGCCGAUUGGAAAAUCCCCAACUACAUAAGGCUUGCAGAUAUAGAAUUUAAUCGAUCAAAUCCAAUUGAUUUGAUAUUAGGCGGAGGCUCAUUUUUCGAAAUAUUCAAUACUGGAAAGCUCAUGGGAUUGGGCGACGGCUUACCAAAUCUGGUUGAUUCCGUCUUCGGCUGGGUAGUGGCCGGAGAAUAUACAAAAAUAUCAUACAACUCUCCUAGGGUUUGUAACAUAGCUGCAACUACACCUUUGGAGGAACUUCUUCCCAGAUUUUGGUCCUGUGAAGAAAUCCAAUGUAGUAAUAAUAUGUCGCCGCAGGAGAUACGAUGUGAAAGACAAUUUACAAGAACAACCCAACGAGAAGUCGAUGGAAGGUAUAUCGUGACCUUACCGAAGAAUGAACAAGUUAUGACGAAACUGGGAGAGUCCAAGGAAAUUGCAUUGAACAGGUUAUUUGCAUUGGAACGGCGCUUGAAUAAUAAUCCGAUACUGAAGGAAAGAUACGACGAGUUUUUGAAGGAAUAUUUAUGUUUGGGACAUAUGAAAAAGGUUGAUAUCAAUGCAGAUUCCCAUCACAAACGCCUUUACUUGCCACAUCAUCCUGUCGUAAAAGAGAAUAGUACCACUACUAAAGUCAGAGUAGUGUUUGACGCAUCCUGUAAGACUACCACUGGUGUCUCCUUAAACGAUUGUUUGAUAGCCGGACCAGUUAUUCAGGACGACCUUCGUUCAAUAAUAUUUCGAAGUCGAACGCGGCAAAUUAUGGUUGUUGCCGAUGUCGAAAAAAUGUUUCGGCAGGUUUUGAUCGCAGCGGAUGAUAGGUGGUUGCAAAACAUACUAUGGCGAUUUGAUUCCAACGAUACUCCAUCGACGUACGAACUGAUUACAGUAACAUACGGAACCAAGUCUGCGCCUUAUUUAGCCACACGUACAUUGCAGCAGCUAGCGCAGGAUGAAGCAUCGGAGUACCCUUUAGCAUCCAAAUCUGUACGAGAAGACGUUUAUAUGGACGAUCUUAUUUCGGGCUCUAAUGAUAUGAAAUCUGCAUUGGAAUUGAAUAAGCAACUAGUUUCCAUGAUGUACAAAGGAGGAUUCCAUCUAAGAAAAUGGGCUUCUAAUUGCCCAGCCGUACUUCAGGGCAUACCAAAGGAAGAUAUGGCAAUACAUGAUUCGGCGGUACAGUUAGACCCUGAUCCAGCUGUAAGGACAUUGGGACUUUCUUGGUUUCCUGGAACGGAUGCACUGAAGCUGCACUUCAAUAUACCAAUCGUGGAAAUCACAGAAAGGCUCACGAAGCGGAAGGUGUUAUCUAUCAUUGCGAUGCUAUUUGAUCCCAUGGGAUUAGUAGGAGCUGCAAUAACAAUGGCCAAGCUGUUUAUGCAACUUCUUUGGACUUUGCCCGGAACGAAUGGUGCCCGGCUAGAUUGGGACGAAUUGCUCCCUUCAGCAAUCGAAUUCGACUGGAGGAGGUAUUACGCUCAACUGCCAGCUCUAGAUAACAUCAGGAUUCCGCGUUGUGUGGUACUGCCUAGAACAAUUGAACAGGAGAUUCAUGUCUUUUGUGACGCCAGUGAAAGGGCAUACGGAGCCUGCCUUUAUUUGAAAACUAUAGAUACAUCUGACCAGAUGAUGGUUUCCUUGAUGGCUUCAAAGUCACGGGUCGCACCUUUGAAGACUCAAUCAUUUCCACGGUUGGAGCUUUGUGGGGGCUUAGUUGCAGCGGAAUUAUUCGAGAAGGUUAAAACGGCGAUAAGAUUCGAAGGGCGAGUGGUUUUCUGGUCCGACUCUACGACAGUCUUGCAGUGGCUGAAAGCUCCUCCUGCCACAUGGACAGCCUUUACACCGGGACGCACCGCAGUUGGUUUUAUGGAAGCCUCUGACCCGCUCGCUACAGUCGAGCCAUUGCAGCCAGCGCUCAUCAGACGUCCCGGUCCUGUGUGCGAGAUCGGUGAUGAGGUCUUCCAACCCGCCACCGCCGGCAAGUAUACAAAACGUUUGGACAAUACCGGCAUUGACUUCUUUCCUGCUUCCAGCCCGCAAUCGGUUCUAUUGUAUUACCAAAACGUCGGCGGUAUGAAUACAUGCCUGACCGAUUACUUACUGGCAUGUUCGGAUGAAUGUUUUGAUAUUAUCGCGUUAACGGAAACUUGGCUGAGUGAUAGUACCCUCUCUACGCAAGCAUUUGGCACCAAUUAUGAAGUUUUCCGUGGCGAUCGUAACCCAUGCAACAGUUCGAAGAGUUUCGGUGGUGGCGUGCUCGUUGCUAUUCACCGCCGCUUGAAAGGACGGCUAAUUAUUAGCGCAUCUGGGAGUUGUGUCGAGCAGGUAUGGGUGCAAAUUAAACUGAGCGACUGUUCGUUGUUUCUCUGUGUGGUUUAUAUUCCACCGAAUCGGACUCGCGAUUUAUCAUUGAUUGACUCGCAUAUUCAGUCAUUAGAAGAUGUCAUUGCUGCCCAUAUGCAUCCGGCAGAUGAAAUACUUAUCGUCGGUGAUUUCAACUUUCCAAGCCUGAAAUGGCUCACAGCUUCCGAUGGUUUUCUGUUUGCAGAUCCAAUGCAUUCCUCGUUUCACGCUGGUAUUAUCAACUUGCUUGAUCGGUACAGUUUUAAUUUACUGCGUCAACAACUCGGACUGUGCACCUAA